Messenger RNA from Nymphaea colorata (pocket water lily), 1248 nucleotides. RefSeq lists its product as uncharacterized. Bases 246 to 932 code for a protein of 228 amino acids. The record is from RefSeq and is a predicted model, not a curated record. Gene Ontology annotation, cellular component: nucleus. Gene Ontology annotation, biological process: negative regulation of transcription by RNA polymerase III. NCBI's taxonomy places the organism in Eukaryota, Viridiplantae, Streptophyta, Magnoliopsida, Nymphaeales, Nymphaeaceae. Gene Ontology annotation, molecular function: RNA polymerase III core binding. The transcript is spliced from 11 exons.
GCAUGUGGGCCCCAGAGAAGGGCAGACCACCUAACACCUGGUGUAUCUAUAAAUGGGGAAACCCGCUGUUCCGUUUCCCCAGACUGCGGAGGGUUUCGUCUUCGUUCUUCUCGGUUGCCUUUUCUUCUUCUUCCCACGGAGAUCAGUAUUAGAACAGAGAACUUGAAUCUUGAGUGACCGUCUAUCCAGGAUAUUGCUUCUGAGCGUUUACAUACUUGGAGAGGUUUCAACUUUCAACAUUCAACAUGAAGUUUCUGGAAUAUACCCCUUUGGACAGCAUAAACAAUUUCCUAAGCCACGUGGAUCUUGGAGAUUGUGUUUUAAAAGGAAAACUGGAAGCUUAUUCAUGUAAACAUGCUGGCAUGGACAGGAAACUCUCGUUUAGCUUGGAGCAGGAGAUCCUCGAUUAUCUUGCUCAAUCUUUGGAAAUUUCUCCACCUUCUUCAACAAAUCUUUUGUCCAGCAGAACAAGCCGGAAGACACUGAUCUAUUUGAUUCUUACACUUAAUCAUAUGUAUCCAGAUUAUGACUUCAGUGCUGUGCAGACUCACCAUUUUUUCAGAGAAGAAGGCUGGGAUAAUUUCAAGCAGAUGUAUGAAACCUACAUGCUGGAGGCUGAAAAGGAGUGGGCUUUGAACAAUGAGGGGGAUUCUCUUUUGGAGUGCAUGCUGAGAGCCAUCGAUGAGGUCAUCAAAUUGGCUGAAUGUGAAGUCUACAGUUACAGUCCAGACAUUGAAGGAGAUCCGUUCCUGCAAAGGGGUGCAGUAUGGUCUGUCAAUUUCUUCUUUUACAACAGGAAGUUGAAGCGAAUCCUUAGCUUUCGCUGUUGUUGCACGAGCAAGUUGAAUAUGGACGACUGGCUUGCCGACGAGGUGCCAAAUGGGUAUGAUGUUGUCGACAACGAUGACCUGUUCUACGACAUGGACAUGUGAUGCAUCAAGCAAGCACCGGCAUCUGUAGUAAUAUGUAAAUGCUGCUACUUCAGAAUUCCUGUACAAAGUAGUCAGUGAAAAACUUGCACACUGCUUUCUAGUGUCUGUAUCAGAUAGGAAAUGACUGAUGUAUAUAAAUAACUAACUUUGUCUUCUCUGAUGAUCCGUAGUUUGUGAAUUACUUUCUCAAUUCCUUUGGAGUUGGAUAUUCAGUCAUACCACAUGUGGAAAAAUUUGGCUUUCGGGUUGAAAUGUAUGUACACUUUCGUGGGAACAUGGUCUGUUUAUGAAGUAAUUUAUGGCGCAUGUUUGUAUA